Molecule: messenger RNA, 1338 nt
Organism: Seminavis robusta
Lineage: Eukaryota; Bacillariophyta; Bacillariophyceae; Naviculales; Naviculaceae
Source: the annotation of a GenBank genome assembly
AUGCUUGAGGACGAACGCUGGAAGGCCAGAGACCUCGAACCCGCAAAAAAAGUUCUUAAGGAGUACAGCAUCAGGGCGGUGGGAGAGUUGAAGAGGAAGACACACGGCGCUGCGGGAAGCAAAGAAUGUAAAAUGAAGCUCUCAGAACAUGUAGGUGGUUACGGUUGGGGAGAACUCUCGGCUUUUCUUCAAACUACAAAUAUUCAGCCAGUGUUGAGUGCAGAACAAACUCUCCACAAGAAAAUUCUUGAUAUAGCAGGCGGACAAUUGAGUGAGGAAAUAGCCCAUACAGGCCAGUUUUCGAGAGACGCAAUUGCGGUCAAGGCUUCAGACAACGAUGAACGGCAAUACGACAUCCAUAUUGUCCAGGGCCCCAGCGGCAGCGGAAAAACUGUGUAUGCCAUCAAUCGCUUGGCCUUUCUAUCAAAGAAGGAUGAUAAAGCGGACCUUCGCGCUUGCGCUUACUAUUCUCUGAGUGACCACGCUGCCUCUCACUACAUUCAAACAACGUUUGUUGACCGCAUAGGGGAAGUCUUGAAGGCAGCCCUGAAAGCGGGUAGCGAUGAAAAAUGGCAAUGGGACCCAAACACUGUGUUCACCCUUGAUGCGGUCAACGACCUUAAAAAGGGCCACCCCAUCAUCAAAUUGCAAGGAUGUAUUGGUGCUGUGAUUCAAAUUGUCAUCGGGAGGUACGCUGCUUUUAAUGGGAUUGGCAAGCUAUUGGAACGGCAGCGGAAAGCGUUGGCAUAUGCAGUUUUUCAUGAACUCGACCAGGACAACGGAACCGAUAAUCCUCGGUUUCCCAAAUUCGGCACACUCUCGUCACUAGAAGAAGGAGAACGAGUCAAGGUCAAGAGACAGGCUCAAGGCGUGAUGGACUUGCAUGUGGAAGUAUCCUCUGCCGAGGAUGUGCGUGUCUCAACCGAUUUUGUGGACGACGAGGCCAAGAAGACCAAAAGAUCCGUUUCCAUUACGCCAGCAAUGAGUAUGUUACUAUACAACCUGCUGGGGGUUGAUGCGACCAUUUAUGACAAUUGGGGUGGACUUGAGGUUACCACAGCGCUGCAUGCUGUGUAUCUGGAGACACUGAGCAACUUCACUACCCAAGAAAAGGGUGUGUGUCUCGCCCGCUUGACAAAAGCGGUGCCGCCACCAAAAGCGACGAAGCGAAUCCACAUCCCUUCUCAAGCUGACACUCGUACCAUAUUUAUAAAUGGAGAAAGGCGCCUUUUUGCGAUGUCGUCACCAAUUUCCGAGGCCUUCAGGCGAAGCACACGAAGAAUGGAGAAGAAUGUAAUCACUACCUCGGUGAGGAAUUGCAGAAAUGCGGUCUCCUGA